Rotaria sp. Silwood2 is the source of this 2220-nucleotide messenger RNA. NCBI's taxonomy places the organism in Eukaryota, Metazoa, Rotifera, Eurotatoria, Philodinida, Philodinidae. The record is from the annotation of a GenBank genome assembly.
AUGGCAAGACGAUUAAGUGCUGGAACAUUAGAAUGGCUCAAAGGAACUCGACUAUUUGAAUCACGCUCGAAAAUAUUAUUUAUACUAUGCGGAAUUCUUCUCGGUAUUUUUAUUAUUUCUACAAUUGUGUUAGCUGUUCUCUUUGCCCGCGAAAAAAGCACGAAAUCUACAGAUGUUAAUAAUGAUUUAUGUGUCAGUCCAUAUUGUAUCAAAGCAGCUGAUUAUCUACUGGAUAGUCUUGAUCAAUCGGUUGAACCAUGCGAAAAUUUUUAUCAAUUUUCUUGUGGAACAUGGCUUAAAAAUAAUAGAAUACCUGAUGAUGCUAACGCACAAAAUAUGUUUAGAAUUCUCACAGAAAAACUUAACUAUAAUAUUGUUGAUUUACUAUCAACAAUCUCGACAAAUGAAACAGAUGGACUUCAAUCUGUUAUUAAUGCUCGUAUAUUGUAUCGUUCAUGUAUUGAUGAAAAAAAGAUUGAAAUAGAAGGAAUUGAUCCUGUCUUAUCAUUAAUAAAUACAAAAUUUGGUGGUUGGCCUAUACUACAAGGUUCAUCAUGGAAUAGUUCAAUGUUUAAUCUAACAAAUCUAUUACUUAAACUUCGUCAAUACAGUUAUAAUAUUAUCUUCCAAAUAUAUAGUGAUGUUGAUGAGAAAAAUUCUUCAGCAACAAAUAUUUUAAUUGGUCAAGGUGAUCUUGGAUUACCACAACGUCAAUAUUAUGUUAAUGAAACGAAUAUUACUAUUGCUUAUCGACAAUUUAUGUCGAGCUUAGCUGAAGUAUUGACUAAUGAUACUUCAAUGAUUGAUCAAGAUGUAAAAGAAAUAUUCGAUUUUGAAAAAAAUAUUUCAAAAUAUUAUUGGAGUUAUGAUGAACAACAAGCUCGACAUAAUGAAACAGUUCGUACAACAAUGUCUAAUCUUUCUCUUACAUUGAAUACAAGUUUUAAUUUCGCGGGUUAUCUUUACUCUGCAUAUCUGUUUGGUAAUGUAACUCUGAAUGAUAAGGAUCCUGUAGCAGUAAGUGAAUUAGAUUUUUUGAUACGUGCUUCGUCUAUAAUCAAUGCAACUUCACCACGAAUUUUACAAAAUUAUUUUAUAUGGCGUUUUAUAAUGGAUCAAGCUGAAAAUAUGCCAACAUAUAUUCGCAAUAUUAAAGAACAAUUUGAUAGAGUUUUUCACGGCACCAAUGCUGAACAAUUACGAACAAUAAAAUGUGGUGAUUAUGUUAAUGAUAAUAUGGGUUUUGUAGUUUCAAAACUUUAUAUUAAAAAUUAUUUUGAUGAAAAUGCUCGAAAUGAGUCAUUAGAAAUGAUUGAACAUAUUCGAAAUUCAUUUAUUAAUAUAGUUGAUCAAUCUUCAUGGAUGGAUAAUACAUCGAAAAUUAAAGCAAUUUAUAAAGCUAAAGCCAUUGAUAAACAAAUUGGUUAUCCGGAUUAUUUAGCCAAUGGUAAUGACACAAAACUUGAAAAUGAUUAUGCUGCGUAUGUUUUCAAUUCAUCUCAUAUUAAGAAUAUUUUGAAAAUGCUUCAAAUAAAAGCUUUAGAAAACUUUCAAUUUCUUCGAAAACCUGUUGAACGAAAAGUAUGGGGAAGUCUUCCACCAACUGUUAUUAAUGCAUUUUAUGAACCAUCUCAAAAUCAAAUUACUUUUCCGGCUGGUAUUCUUCAAAUGCCAUUUUUUGAUAAAGAUGCUCCAAAAUAUCUUAACUAUGGUGGUAUUGGAAUGGUUAUUGGUCAUGAAAUAACACAUGGAUUUGAUGAUACUGGUCGUCAAUUUGAUACAGAUGGAAAUCGAAUUCCUUGGUGGACUGAUCAAACAAUUGAAAAAUUCAAUGAUCGUAAACAAUGUAUUAUUGAACAGUAUAGUAACUAUACUAGUAAUGGUAAUCAGACACAAGGUGAAGAUAUUGCUGACAAUGGUGGACUUAAAGCUGCUUUUUAUGCGUAUCAAAACUGGGCUAAAUCUAAUGCAAACGUUGACAAAAAACUACCAGGUCUAACAAAAUAUUCGGCUGAACAAUUGUUUUUUAUCAAUUUUGCUCACACAUGGUGUAUUAAAAUGACUAAUGCAUAUAUACUCAAUAGUAUUUUGAAUGAUGUUCAUUCGCUUGGACAAUUUCGAGUAAUUGGUCCUACAUCAAAUUUUGAUGACUUUGAUAGAGUAUUUCGUUGUAAACCAGGUCAAGGAAAUAGUCGAGUAAAAAAAUGUGUUGUUUGGUAG